This is a messenger RNA of Fusarium poae, 600 nucleotides long. RefSeq lists its product as uncharacterized. The transcript has 2 exons. The record is from RefSeq and is a predicted model, not a curated record. NCBI's taxonomy places the organism in Eukaryota, Fungi, Ascomycota, Sordariomycetes, Hypocreales, Nectriaceae. Bases 1 to 600 code for a protein of 199 amino acids.
AUGAGAUGUACGCGCAUGGCGCUACAGAGCCUCAGGAUCGGUGCCAUCGUGUCGCAUCAGCAGCAGGAUGCAGCGAAGGAGGCUCUUCUCAACACAGCCCGGCCAAUGACCGGUAACAGCCUUAUCGAUAUACACGAGAGCGUCUUCAAGCUCAUAUUGGUACACGCACACAGCACGAAGCUGUCCAUAACCUCAAGCAGUGCCAGGGAUCCGAAAGCGAAGCUGGCCCUGACGCUACCCCCCAUGACGAUGGAGGCACACGAGAAGGUGGUGGGGGAGCUGGUUUGGGCAUCCCUUGCACUUACGGCGGACAACCCAAGUGCUGUUGGCUGGUGGGAGACCACCUUCAGUUCUACAGUGUUACAAGUUUAUGCGCCCAGACAGCUCAACGCUCCCCGCGGUUUCGCCGGUUACUUCACUUGCCGUUGCUACGAAUCGUUACCUUUUUAUCGUCACUCUCAAUCAAAUUCUUCCUCUUCUCCAUUCUCGGAACCUCUACUGCGGGUUAUGAAUUUGACCUCCAACAACUUCCCUAGCGACAUGUUCCAGAAGAUUCAGAAUUUUGACAGAGUGAAGAACAAUCCCAAAGCAAAGACAUAA